AAGUUCGGAUUCAGCCGCCAUUGCUAGGCUUCGACUUAGAUCGGCGCCGCUCUAGCCGCCGCGUCUCCAUGAUAGUCCUCCAGCGUGGGACGAGAAGCGUGGGAAGCCCCGCGUUCUUCAAAGGCGGAAGUAGCGGGUCACUGCUGCCUGGGUCUGAGUUUCCCAUCCCAUAUUUGCAACCAUGUGCCAGGCCUGUGAGUGCUGAGCGAAGCAGAAAGAAAGGUAUCCGGUGCAAGUUUCCAGAAAGGCCAGGAAAGCACCUAAGUAAAAACUUUAAAAAUAACCAGGAUGUUGCGCAGGCCACUAUUACAGGUGAUGCGUCAGUUUGUGAGACAUGAAUCUGAAUCAACGUCAACUACACCAUUAGUACUGGAAAGAUCAUUGAACCGAAUCCAGCUACUUGGCCGUGUCGGACAGGAUCCUGUCAUGAGGCAAGCAGAAGGGAAGAAUCCUGUUACAAUUUUCAGCCUUGCGACCAAUGAGAUGUGGCGAUCAGGGGAAAGUGAGGUCUUCCAAGGAGGUGACAUCUCACAGAAGACAACAUGGCACCGAAUCUCUGUGUUCAGACCGGGGCUGAGAGAUGUAGCUUAUCAGUAUGUGAAGAAGGGUGCUCGGAUCUUUGUGGAAGGGAAAAUAGAUUAUGGUGAAUACAUGGAUAAGAACAAUGUGAGGCGGCAAGCCACAACAAUUAUUGCAGAUAACAUUAUUUUCCUGAGUGACCUUCUUAAAGAAAAAGAAUGAGGUGGUCAGUUUUUGGACUUCAAUUGUACUUUCCCCUUUUUUUCCUAAUUCUGUAAUCAUGUCUACCAAUAAUUUCUUUACUCUGAUUAAAAAAUUAGAUAUUUUGUA
Messenger RNA from Anolis carolinensis (green anole), 849 nucleotides. It is a transcript of the gene ssbp1, whose product is annotated as single stranded DNA binding protein 1. NCBI's taxonomy places the organism in Eukaryota, Metazoa, Chordata, Lepidosauria, Squamata, Anolidae. The record is from RefSeq and is a predicted model, not a curated record. The transcript is spliced from 7 exons. Gene Ontology annotation, biological process: mitochondrial DNA replication; positive regulation of helicase activity. Gene Ontology annotation, cellular component: mitochondrial nucleoid. Gene Ontology annotation, molecular function: single-stranded DNA binding. The coding region runs from base 289 to 741 and encodes 150 amino acids.